AUGUUCGACCUCUUUGCCAUGCUCUUGUCCUCCAUCGCCUCGUUCCUCUUUCCGAUAUUCGCUUCGUACAAGGCUCUCAAGACUUCAGAUCCCGCCCAGUUGACGCCAUGGCUCAUGUACUGGGUCGUUUUCAGCAUUUGUUUGCUGGUUGAGUCGUGGCUGUCGUUUAUCCUCUUUUGGAUUCCAUUCUACGGCUAUCUUCGCCUACUCUUCUUCCUCUACCUUAUCCUCCCCCAAACACAGGGCGCCCGCGUCCUCUACGAGGAAAAAGUCCACCCCUUCCUCGAGGAAAAUGAAACCAGUAUCGACGAGUUCAUCUCCAGAGCGCAUGAUCGCCUCAAGGCCGCCGGAAUGACCUACUUUCGCCGUGCCAUCGAAUAUCUGAAAACCAAUAUCCUCAACCUCCCUCCUUCUGAGCCCGAACCCACACCCGCCGAGUCAUCCGUCGGGCCGCAGGGCUACACGCAGUCGCUGUUGGCUCGGUUUAGUGUCCCGACGACGAGAUGGGCUGGUGCCGCUAACACCGGCAACGACUUCUACAAUUUGUUGGCGAGCGCAGUUUCCGCUGCUUCCAACGCAGGCGGGUUUGCCGGCAGCCCCGGCGGGACGUCUGGGAGAAACAUGACCGACUCGGGAACCCUGAUACCUCCGCAUGUGCAAGGCUCUGCGGAAAAGAUGAAUUUUAUCGCUGCGCAACGUGAGCGCCUCAACAUUGUGUUGAGUGCCUUGGAUCGUGAGGCUCAGCAGAUUCAACGUGAUGGGGAUGGGGGCUCACGUGGCAUGCCUCCGGGAGGCUUUGGGGGUACUAGCACGCACGAUAUAGACGACGAGGAGGCUACUCAGCGACCACCCAGUGGACUCAGCAUGUUUAGUGCGUUGAGCAAGAGUCGCAGCGAGACGGACUUUGAAAAGGUCGAGGCCGAGAGCGGAACCGAAGAUGACUCGAAUCUACGUCGGCGAAAUAUCCCAUCCGGCGCUGGCGGUUCCUGGAUGCCGUGGGGUUGGGGAGGCAGUGGUGAUACGACUCCUGGCCCGGGUGGUCCAAAGGAAGAUUAG
Molecule: messenger RNA, 1056 nt
Organism: Pochonia chlamydosporia 170
Lineage: Eukaryota; Fungi; Ascomycota; Sordariomycetes; Hypocreales; Clavicipitaceae
Product: pathogenicity protein
Exons: 3
Coding region: 1-1056 (351 amino acids)
Source: RefSeq, a predicted model, not a curated record